CGCCAUAAGCUUGUUAAACGGUGUGAGGAGGCAUCUGCUCUCUUUGUGUACAAGUUUUGUAUGUUUAUUUUCGUAUAGUUUGUUGAUUUGGUUGUUUAAUUUAAAAGCUUGUGGUUCCUUAUUUCUUUUAAAGGUUGUUCUAGAACUUCUAAAUUUUCUCGGUAAGCAUGGCGUAUCGCGGUGGACCAGGGGCCCAGAAGGUCCAGAAAGUGAUGGUGCAGCCAAUCAAUCUAAUUUUCCGAUACCUACAAAAUAGGUCAAGAAUCCAGGUCUGGCUGUAUGAACAAGUGAACAUGAGGAUAGAAGGCUGCAUUAUUGGAUUUGAUGAAUACAUGAACUUGGUUUUGGAUGAUGCUGAAGAAAUCCACAUGAAAUCAAAAGCAAGAAAGCCCCUGGGUCGUAUUAUGCUGAAGGGUGACAACAUCACGUUACUACAGAGUGUUUCAGGAUAGAACUUAACCCAGAUGACAUUUGGUCAUUUUAUAUACAUGUUUCUUUGAUUGUAAUUUGUUUAGAAUUUUUAUAAAUGUUUUGUAAAAUGCCUUACAGAAACUUCCUGUUCUCCAAGUUGAGUUGACCAAUGUUUUCUACAGUAUAGAAACUUCCGAAGAGUACUGUACUAUACGUUCCCUUCUCUAAGCUGAAAUCUAUUUCAUUUUGUAUUUAAGUGGUUCACUUUCUAACUGUAGCAUGUGUUGGGUUUGACGCAGAAUAAAUGUGAAGCUUUCUGUAA
Messenger RNA from Protopterus annectens (West African lungfish), 733 nucleotides. RefSeq names its product small nuclear ribonucleoprotein E. NCBI's taxonomy places the organism in Eukaryota, Metazoa, Chordata, Ceratodontiformes, Protopteridae. Gene Ontology annotation, molecular function: RNA binding. Gene Ontology annotation, biological process: spliceosomal snRNP assembly; mRNA splicing, via spliceosome. The coding region runs from base 168 to 452 and encodes 94 amino acids. The transcript is spliced from 5 exons. Gene Ontology annotation, cellular component: U2 snRNP; U4 snRNP; U1 snRNP. The record is from RefSeq and is a predicted model, not a curated record.